AGAAGCCUUUCCAAACGAAAAAUCCAGACCAGCUUUGGCAACAUGAAGGUCAAGAUAGAGAGCUCGAGGAUCAUCAAACCUUGUUACGAUGGUCCUCCUCCAUCGACCACCCUGUGCAUUCCCCUUACCCCUUUCGAUAAUGCAAACUACGACGGCCAAAUGGCGGUUAUCUACGCCUAUCAUCCCCCGACACCUCCGAAUCUUACCAUAAAACGAGGGCUGCAAAAGGUCUUAUCGGUGUAUAGAGAGUGGGCGGGGAGGUUGGGCAAGAACGACAAAGGCGAUCCCGUCAUUUUCUUGAAUGACAAAGGGGUUCGAUUCGUCGAGGCGUCUGUCAACGAUCCCCUCGAGGAAUCGAUGCCCUCGACGCCGUCGCCCGUUUUGCUGACUCUUCAUCCGAGCCUGAAGGACGUGGAGGAGUUGGUCCAGGUCCAACUCACCAGGUUCAGUUGCGGCUCGCUCGUGGUCGGGUUCACCGCUCACCACCUUGUAGCCGACGGCCAUGCCACCAGCAACUUCUUGGUUGCAUGGGGCAAGGCUUGCCGAGGGCUCGAGAUGGCCCCACUCCCGAUGCAUGACCGAACUAUAUUCGUUCCUCGAGAUCUGCCAAAGUUCGAGUUCCAGCACAAAGGGGUGGAGUACACAAGCAAGAAGCCAAUCGAGAUCGAUGAUGAUUUCGAUGGCAGCAUUCUUGCCGAAGAAGUUGUGAUUCACAAAGUCCAUUUUACCACGGAUUUUCUUGCCAAGCUCAAAUCUAGGGCUUCUUUGUCCCUUAAUGAGGAUAUAAGAAGUCCCCUAGACUUUAAAUCUGAUCAGAUUAUUGUAUCAUCUCCAACCGGCACUUCUAAUGGCCAAACGCAGCCCAACAAAAUGUAUAGCACGUUUGAGUGCUUGGUUGCUCAUCUAUGGAGAUGCAUAACUCGGGCACGUGUAUUGAGUGAAUUCGAGACGACUCAAGUGAGAAUCUCCGUAAAUGGUCGAAUGAGGUUGAACCCCAGAAUCCCAAACAAUUAUUUUGGCAACUUGGUCCUUUGGGCUUUUCCAAAGGCCAAGGUCAAGGAUCUCUUGAACGAGCCAAUAUCGUACGCAACGAAGGUCAUCCAUGAGGCCGUUUCGAAGGUAGACGAUCGUUACUUCAAGUCAUUCAUCGAUUUCGCGAGCUACAAGCUGAAGGAGGAAUAUCUCUAUCCCACGGAGAACAUAAACCCGUCCCCGGCCAAUUUGGAGGUGGAUAGUUGGCUGCGAUUUCCAUUCUACGACCUAGAUUUCGGAUGCGGGAGCCCUUUCAUGUUCAUGCCCUCCUACUUCCCAAUAGAGGGGAUCAUGCUUCUUUCGCCAUCUUUCAAGGGCGACGGAAGCAUAGAUGCAUUCAUCCCACUUCACAAGGAUCACCUGGAGAGGUUCAAAGGGAACUGCUAUACCCUCUAAAUAGAUCGAGUCAUCUAGAGAAAAUAAAGCGUUUGAUUUACGUCAUAUAUAGAUGGAUCGUAUGCAGACUAUGCUCUCUGCAUGCAAGCAUAUAUGAGGCUGCUGGACAGAAGUCGUGAUCUCUCACUAAAACGAGGGGGUUGUUAGGCUACCAACCCCUUGCUUGCCUGCAGUCGCUAAUUGUAGUUUUUUAUUUAUUUAUUAUUAUACACUUCAAAGCUAUAUAUGAAAGUGAUAAACAAUAGUGUCAAAAAUGGAGGGAGUCGGCAUGCACUAUCCUACUUCGGAGAAGGACUUGUCGGGGAUGAAAAUAAAGGAAGACACGUUGUCGCUAGAGAAAAGUCUGAUUUGCCAUAUUUUGUGCGUAUCCAACAACUGGGGAAGUCGAUGGCUUGUCCCUGUUUUUAGUGACGUCCCUUGAUGAUUGUGUACUUUUGUAUGGUUUGGAGGGAAAGAUAGAGGUUCCUUCAUGCAUAAAAAAGCAUGUAUUGGCUCAUUAUUGAAGAUUGGCUCAAGAUAUUGUAUACCA
Messenger RNA from Eucalyptus grandis, 1957 nucleotides. Its product is annotated as agmatine hydroxycinnamoyltransferase 1. The record is from RefSeq and is a predicted model, not a curated record. The transcript has a single exon. Gene Ontology annotation, molecular function: acyltransferase activity, transferring groups other than amino-acyl groups. The coding region runs from base 43 to 1428 and encodes 461 amino acids. NCBI's taxonomy places the organism in Eukaryota, Viridiplantae, Streptophyta, Magnoliopsida, Myrtales, Myrtaceae.